AUGGGAGCUAAUCAGUCCGGGCUCGGAGGCGCCGGUGGCCAACCUGGCGACAACAAAGAUGAGAAGGAUAAGAAGAAGGAGAAACCCAAGUACGAGCCACCUCCACGCCCAACAACCAGGAUCGGGCGCAAGAAGCGCAAGGCAGGUGGCCCAAAUGCAUCCGCCAAGCUGCCCGCCAUCUAUCCUACCUCCCGAUGCAAGCUGAGAUACCUCCGAAUGCAACGAAUCCACGAUCAUCUGCUGCUGGAGGAGGAAUACGUCGAGAAUCAGGAGCGGCUGCGAAAGGCAAAGGCUGUGAAGGCAGGGGGCGCUCCCCUUGCAAACCAAGACCCAGAAGCUGCGGACAGAAAUGCCGACGAGCGGGGACGGGUUGAUGAUUUAAGAGGCAGCCCGAUGGGUGUGGGAACUUUGGAGGAAAUGAUUGAUGAUGACCAUGCUAUCGUGUCCAGUACCACCGGCCCCGAAUACUACGUCUCCAUCAUGUCUUUCGUCGAUAAGGAUCUAUUGGAGCCGGGGGCGAGUGUUCUGCUUCAUCACAAGUCCGUCUCGAUCGUUGGUGUCCUCACUGAUGAUGCCGAUCCUCUGGUCACGGUUAUGAAGCUGGAUAAGGCACCUACGGAGUCCUAUGCAGAUAUCGGUGGCCUGGAGUCUCAGAUUCAAGAAGUCAGGGAGUCAGUCGAGUUGCCACUUCUACACCCCGAGCUGUACGAAGAGAUGGGUAUCAAGCCCCCGAAGGGUGUCAUUCUGUAUGGUGCUCCAGGUACUGGAAAGACUCUGCUCGCAAAGGCUGUUGCAAACCAGACGAGUGCGACUUUCUUGCGUAUCGUAGGUAGCGAGUUGAUUCAGAAGUAUUUGGGAGACGGGCCCCGGCUCGUCAGACAACUCUUCCAGGUUGCUGCGGAGAACGCUCCAUCCAUUGUCUUCAUUGAUGAAAUCGACGCCAUUGGUACGAAAAGAUACGAGUCUACGUCCGGAGGGGAGAGAGAGGUGCAAAGAACCAUGUUAGAGCUGCUCAACCAACUGGAUGGUUUCGAUGAUCGUGGAGAUGUCAAGGUCAUCAUGGCCACAAACAAAAUCGACACCCUCGAUCCAGCCCUCAUCAGACCUGGCCGUAUUGACAGAAAGAUCCUCUUCGAAAACCCCGAUCAAGUCACCAAGCGCAAGAUCUUCACUCUGCACACAUCAAAGAUGUCUCUCAACGAAGACGUCGAUCUCGAGGAGUUUAUCAACCAGAAGGACGACCUUUCAGGUGCGGAUAUCAAGGCUAUUUGCUCCGAGGCUGGCCUGUUGGCGUUGAGAGAGCGUAGAAUGCGGGUCCAGAUGGCGGAUUUCAGAGCGGCGAGAGAGCGCGUGUUGAAGACGAAGAGCGAAGGCGAGCCGGAAGGAUUGUACUUGUAG
This is a messenger RNA of Drepanopeziza brunnea f. sp. 'multigermtubi' MB_m1, 1398 nucleotides long. RefSeq lists its product as uncharacterized. Gene Ontology annotation, cellular component: proteasome regulatory particle, base subcomplex. Gene Ontology annotation, biological process: proteasome-mediated ubiquitin-dependent protein catabolic process. Gene Ontology annotation, molecular function: ATP hydrolysis activity; proteasome-activating activity; ATP binding. The record is from RefSeq and is a predicted model, not a curated record. NCBI's taxonomy places the organism in Eukaryota, Fungi, Ascomycota, Leotiomycetes, Helotiales, Drepanopezizaceae.